Molecule: messenger RNA, 1200 nt
Organism: Frankliniella occidentalis (western flower thrips)
Lineage: Eukaryota; Metazoa; Arthropoda; Insecta; Thysanoptera; Thripidae
Gene: Mlc-c
Product: myosin-2 essential light chain
Exons: 3
Coding region: 177-635 (152 amino acids)
Cellular component (GO): myosin II complex
Molecular function (GO): myosin heavy chain binding; calcium ion binding
Source: RefSeq, a predicted model, not a curated record
UGGUCAAGAACUGUACGGUAUGGAGGGAGAACGGAUUUUACUCUCGCUCUGCUCCUGGCAAGCAAGGCACACACGGUUUUGUUGCAGUGCUGAAUACUCUCGUAGCAGUUGUGUCUUCAAAUACUCUUAGGCUUUGUCCAAUUUGUGGGUGUGUCAGAGCACAAUAGCCUGCCAACAUGUAUGCUUAUGAGGCAGUUAAUAAAGUAAUGACGUCUGUGGAAGAGUUCCAAGAAGCAUUUCAACUCUUUGACAGCCGUGGGGAUGGCAAGAUCAAUGUUGGUCAGAUAGGAGAUGUCUUACGGGCUCUUGGUCAGAAUCCCACAGAGUCUGAUGUGAAAAAAUUUACUCACCAGCACAAACCUGAUGAGCGAAUCUGCUUUGAAGUUUUCCUUCCAAUUUAUCAGGCUAUUUCGAAGAGCCGCACAUCAGACACAGCUGAUGACUUCAUUGAAGGUUUGAGGCACUUUGACAAGGAUGGCAGUGGAUUUAUCUCAUCUGCUGAACUUCGUCAUUUGUUGUCAACUCUUGGUGAGAAACUCACUGAUGAUGAAGUUGAACAACUCCUAGCUGGUCAAGAGGACUCUCAAGGAAAUAUUAAUUAUGAAGAGUUUGUGCGUAUGGUCAUGUGUGGGUAAAGAUCUAAUGUUUCAGAUAACCUAUCUAUGCUGAAUUCUAAUUUGGGUAAAGAAAUAAAGUAUACUGUUAUAUAUUUCAUAAGUAAGUGAAGGUUUUAAUAACCUCCAGAAAUUAUAAAUUCCCUGGGUUUUCUUGUACUUAUUGCAUUUGAUGUUUGAAAAAUAUGGUCUACAGUUACCACAUUUGGAAGUAUUAUAUAUAUUUUUAUUCCGUGUUUGUGAUGUUUUCAAGUGGCAUUGAAUGAAUGAUCCAGUUCAGUAUGCAUUUUAAUAUUUUGUAAUUUUGUCAAGUGUUUUGUGCAAUGUAGAAUGGUUCAGUAUCCAUUUAAACAAACAAAAUCUAUGCUACGGUUUGGAUUGAUCUAAUCAUUUUUAUAGUAUGGUUGCAUUUUGUAGGUAAUUUGCUUGUAGGCUUGUUGUGGGUAACCCCUUCCAUUCAAUUAGUGUAUAUUUUUUUAUUAACUUACAUUACCUUGGGUUUCCAUUCCAUUCUAAUAUUAUAUCUCCUAUUGAGCUCCAUUUAUUAUCAUUUGCUGAUUAAAGUUUGUAUACAAUUUGAUUUUAA